Molecule: messenger RNA, 2538 nt
Organism: Symbiodinium pilosum
Lineage: Eukaryota; Dinophyceae; Suessiales; Symbiodiniaceae
Source: the annotation of a GenBank genome assembly
AUGUUUCUGUACAGCCGUGGAGAGUGCAAGGCGCGGGCGCUGGAUGAGGCAGCGGAUUUCGAGGCUAAGUUCUUGGUCUUCGACACUUGGAUUCGUUUCUUCGACGGCGAGCCAUUGCCGGCUGUCUGCUCGCAGCCCGCAGCCAAAGAGGAGCCUGAGAAGGAUGCAGAGCGAGAGGCGGAAAAUGAAAAGGAUGCUGAUCAGCCUGAAGAUGAGGCAGCCUCUGAAUGUCCAAAAGAAACUCCCAAGGAGGUGCCACGCUUCGCCAAAUACAAGCGGCUGAAGGAGGCCUUGGCCCUCUUUGCUGAGCGCUUCGGCUGUGACCCCUUCUCGUCGGUGGUGCCAGCUCUUCUGAAAGCAGCCGUUGAGCUAGCAGAUGAGAGCAAAUCGGCUUCACAGCUUCCUUUACCUCCUCAACCCAAGGUUGCAAAGCCAUGUCGCAUCCGACGUGAGCCAAUCACAGAGGCCUCAGAUGACGUGUCUCCCAAAGAAGGAGCAAUGUCUGAGGCCACCGAACAAGUCCCAGUGGACAAGGCCAUUCAUCUUUCGGCCUCUGAUGUGUACUCCUUGCUAGCCAACGCGGCCUUGCUAAAUGUGCAGGGCUUCUUUGACCUGCAGAAACUGUAUUUAUCUUCCGCCAAGGCCGCACCGCAGAAGAUCCUAUGCUUGCUUGCCUACUUCCACUUGGGUCUGGAGGUGACCUGUGGCCGCGAGAUCGUCUUUGAAAGGACGGCAUCCUCCGAUCAAGCCAUUCGAGAUUUUCUGCCAGACCCUAUCAGUCCGCCAGAUCCCGAGCCAAAGCAAGAUGGAGGUGAUCUCGAAACUCAGGAGAACGCUGAAGCGGGGGAGAAGACAAGUCAGGAGGCGACAAGCGACAUGAAGGAUGUGAAGGAGCCCCUGGAGACAGCAGAGCCAGCAGAGCCAGCAAAGCCGGCAGAGCCAGUGAAGCCGGUGGAGCCGGCAGAGCUGGACACCAAGGACGAAGCCCUGGACGACUCCGGCAACGAAGGUGGGCAGUUUCCAGCUGUGGCCUUCGCCAGCGACUUUGCCACGGCGCUUGACGGUUGCCAGGGAGCAGUCAUUAUCCUGAGCAGUGCCAGCAGCUUUGGAGCACUCGCUGAUGUCAAGACGCCUCCCGAGGAGGUGCCCUUGUGGGAGUUUCCAGAAUUGCUUUGCUCCAGAUUGGUGUUGGGGAGCUUGCCGCUAGCUGACGCCCAGGUGGCCAUCGUUCGCGGAGUCCGGCGUGUGAACUCUUGCACAACCGAGGGUCCGCUGCUGAACUUGGCUGAGGGCCCCCGCCUGGGCGCUGUGCUUGACAUAGCGGUAAUGGACAUUCAACGCCACAUCGAUGACAGGCGCUUUGCCAUCGAGUCGCUGCGGCACGACGCGACCAAGUGGUCCACCUGCAUCAGGUGUUUGGCAAAGGACGUCCUCGCAGUCGGCCAUCCCCCUCUCAUUGGUGUGGACAGACACUGGUCCUACGCAAUGCAGCUACUAUCUGCAGGAGUUUCCGCAAGCAGCACUGCGCUAAAGCUACGGUAUGCGCUCAGCACGGAGGGCUAUGCAACAGCAGUUGCUUCGACUGAGCUAUCUCCAGCACAGGUCAAAGAGGCGAAGCAUUUGGAGGCCCUCACAAACCGCAUGGCCUCCGCGAGCUCCUCUUGGAGGCCACGGGACCUCCUCCGUCUACUGGCCUUAUUUCCCUACGCGCGAUCCAGUGACUCUGAGAAGUUUCAUGCGUUUUGGACGCAGCGAUUGCGAGACAAGACGCUGGAACGCGGUGGAUGCCCAACCAAGUCAGAAGUGGCGGGCAUAAGCUCCAGGCAGGCUGAACUUUGGCCUCCGGAGCCCGUGAAGGAGCCGUCGCCGGAGCCGCCGAAGCCGCCCAAGGUGGAAGAGCCACCGCCCGAUGCUUCUGCGCCGCUGGCCCAAUCAGACGACCAGAAACAGUCUGGCUGGAACAGUGCGCCAAAGCAGAAGGAGUGGGGCUACUACUGGAAGGGGCACAUGGAACACAAGGACUAUAAGUACAACCACUACAGAAGAGAUAAGACAGAAGACAAGCGAAAGAGGGAUACGUCCCGGUCUCGGGAUCGUGAUCGGAAGGCCUGGAAGGUCUCUCCCGAGACGGCGCAGCAGAAGCAGGAGCCAGAGUCGAAGGAGGAGGUCACGCUCGCGCUCAAGACGCAAGCGGAAGAAUUCGCAAGACCGCCGCAGGUAACAAAAGCGAUGUUCCUCGUCUUGCUCUAUCUGCAGCAUUCGCGCCAGUUGUUCAAGAUGCUCGCCCUCCGAGAUGGCCGUUGCACAGAAGUGUCACCUGCCUAUCUCAAGCGAGCCAGUUCAGAGCCAGAGGAGGCGGUGGAGGUGCCGGGUUCCAAAGCAGCCACGCGCAAGCUCACAGACUCAGAUUGUGGCAUUUGGCAGGCAAACAGGGACAAGCCCGGAUUUGCCCACCACUACGAAGCCAGACUGCCAGAGCAAGAAAGCUGGCUGAAGGAGCCGGCCCAGCUCCGGCGCAUCUUUGUCGGGCAGUGCUGA